AUGUCAAUAUCGGAAGUUGAAAAAUCUCAUUUAUUGGGAGGCUAUUUGAAUUCUUAAUCUUCAUUACUUGUUUUCCUUGGACUCAAAGAAGCUUAGAUAGAUUAAGUCCAAUAACUAGCUCAAUUUAUUUAUCAAGUUUCCUUUAAAAAUACUAAUAAAAAGAUCGUGCUUCAUACUAAAUCUAAAGACAACCUAGUAGCUGGACAUUCAAUAGAAAAGGAAUUUGUGAUAGCAUAAAAAUUGUCCGCUGUGAAUUUCCCAGUCACUAGAGCUUUGUUUUACUGCGCUGAUCAGACAAUAUUGGGUGUUCCCUUUUAUGCAACAGAAUACAUAGAGGGAAGACUCUUUUCAGAUCAAAAUUUGAUGGGGAUGUCAGCAGAAGAAAAAAGAGUGAUAUACCAAGAAGUAGCAAAAGCCCUAGCUCAUUUACAUUCAAUUAGCUUAAAUUACUUGGGACUCGGAUAAUUGGAAUCAGAAACUAGCCACUAUUAAAUCAUUAAUUAGAAAUUGUAUAAUCAUUAUAAAUUAAAUGAGACCAAGAUUUCAACUAAUAUAGAAGAUAUAUUAUAUUGGUUGCCAUUGAAUUUACCAGAGAAAUCUGAAUUAGAUAAUCUUUGCUUAGUGCAUGGAGAUUUCUCAUUGUCUAAGGUUCUAUUUCAUCCCACAGAACCACGAAUUCUAGCUAUUCUAGAUUGGCAGACAGCACAAUUAGGAAAUGCAUUUACUGAUCUCGCCAGCUUUUUGACUCCAUAUUACAUCCCAUAUUCCAAUGGAAAAUAUACUAUAGAUGGAUGGGCAGGAGUGGAAAGAUUGAUUGGUGCUCCCAAUUUAUAAGAAGUUGCUAAAUCAUACUUUACAGCUAGAUCAACUCAAACAAUCCCAGACAUUCGAUAUCAGAUUAUAUUGGCAAUUUUGAGAAAGUCUAUUGAAGAAUAAAUUCGAUUUAAACAAACAAAAGACAUCAAGCAUCAAUCCAAUUCAGAAUUCUUAUCCAAAGCUGGAUACUAAAUUGUAUUAGAUCUAACCGAUGGAGAUCCAUAUGGUAUCAAGAUGAGAGCAGCCAAUGAUAGUUCAUUAUGGUCUAAGUGGCCAGUAACAGAUAGAUGCAAAAGUUAUUAUUAUAGAAUAAAGGAUUUUUUGAAGGAAGAGGUGUUCCCUAUCGAAAAGUUCAUUUUAGAUAAGUCACGUGUAAUGCCAAAUACUACUUAGAAUAAAGGAUUCCCAGAAAUAGAAGCUUUGUAGAGGAAAGCUAAAUCGCUUGGAUUGUGGAAUUUAUUUAUUUCUGACCCGAUGUAUGGGAAAGGUCUCACAAAUCUAGAGUAUGUAUUCUUAUCAGAAUUGAUGGGACUCAGCUAUUUGGCUCAUGAAAUCUUUAACUGUUUUGCUCCAGAGACUGGUAACAUUAAACUCUUGAUUGGAUAUGGUACACCAUAUCAGAGAGAAAAGUACUUGAAACCAUUAAUGGAAGGUGAAUGUAAGUCCUUCUUUGCUAUGACUGAGAAAAAUGUAUCUUCAUCAGAUCCCAAUAAUUUUAAAUUCACUAUUACUCCAACCGAAGGAGGCUAUGUAAUUAAUGGAGGUAAGUGGUUUGUUUCAAGUGCCCCUGAUGAAAGGGUGAAAUUUGGAAUAAUAAUGGGCAAAUCUUCUUAAGAUAUGUCAAAUCCAAUGGAAUCAUAGUCUAUGAUAAUAGUAGAUAUGCCAAAUCCUAAGAUUAAGAUAUUGAGAUAAGUGGGAGUCUUUAGUUACUAUGAUGUUCCGCACAGUUAUGCUGAAGUGGAAUUCGAUAAUGUUUUCGUGCCUAAAGAGAACUUACUAGGUUAAUUAGGCGGGGCAUUUAAAAUGGCAUAGGGUAGGUUAUUAGGAGGAAGACUGCAUCAUUGCGUUAGAUAGAUUGGAUUGACGAGAAGAUGCUUGGAUUUGAUGAUGAGUAGAGCAGAAUAGAGAGUUAUGUUUAAGUAAAAAUUGAAAGAUAAUGCUGCAUUCUAGGAGAGAUUAGGACAAGUGGAGAUCGCCUUUUAAAAUUGCAGAUUACUAAGUCUAAAUGCUGGGUUGUUGUUGGAUUCAGCAGGAUCCAAACACCUUCAUACAUUCAUGGCUGUAAGUUAAUGUAAGGCACAUAUUCCUAAAGCAUGUCAAAAGAUGAUAGAUUAAUGCAUCUAAGCUUUUGGUGCUGAGGGAGUCACUGAAGAUUAACCUUUAGCUAUUUCAUUCCGAUUCGCAAGAGCAAUUAGAUUUAUGGAUGGACCUUGUGAAGUUCAUUUACGAUAAAUUGCCAGAUUCGCAUAUGGUAAUCACCUGUUUAAUGAUCUGAAUAAUGCUCAAGGAUACGGAUUGGCUAAGUUAUGAUAUAUUCAGUUUGUAACAAAUAUAAGUUAAAUACCAAUUUUUUA
Molecule: messenger RNA, 2390 nt
Organism: Paramecium tetraurelia
Lineage: Eukaryota; Ciliophora; Oligohymenophorea; Peniculida; Parameciidae
Exons: 3
Molecular function (GO): oxidoreductase activity, acting on the CH-CH group of donors; flavin adenine dinucleotide binding
Source: RefSeq, a predicted model, not a curated record